CCCGGGUCCAGCUGUUGACGCUUGAAGCGGCGGUGGCGCCGCCUGUUAACCGCCCGCCAACCGCCCGUGCCCGCCACAUCUGGAGCCGCCCCGCUCUCCCGCAGAAUGAACGUCCUCAAGCUCCACCGUCCGAUUGUUCCUUGUACUGCAAAAUUUGAUGAAGAAUUAAGUGAAGAAUCAAUAGUAGUUAUUAAAGGAAAGUUGACUGAUGAUCCUCUUAGGUUCGAUGUUAAUUUUCAGAGGGGCGACCAUCCUGAUGCUGACAUUUUAUUCCAUUUCAACCCCCGCUUUAAAGAGGAACUCGAAAAAAUUAUCUUUAAUUCUCGGGGACCUGAUGGCUGGGGAUUUCAGGGUGAAAAGUAUGAAAGGAUUGCUUCCAGAGGCUCACCAUUUAAGCUGGUUUUUAUGGUGUGGAACAACUCUUUUCAGGUAUCUGUGAAUGGUAGACACAUCCUGGACUACCCACAUCGAUUAGAAGAUUGGAAGCCUGAUACUGUUAUAGUUUUUGGAGAUAUACAAGUAGAAAGUAUUGAUGUUCUUAAACUUUGA
Molecule: messenger RNA, 549 nt
Organism: Pristis pectinata (smalltooth sawfish)
Lineage: Eukaryota; Metazoa; Chordata; Chondrichthyes; Rhinopristiformes; Pristidae
Product: galectin-8-like
Exons: 4
Coding region: 106-549 (147 amino acids)
Molecular function (GO): carbohydrate binding
Source: RefSeq, a predicted model, not a curated record